UCCUGUCGGUCAUGGAGACGAAGGCGGGCGAACGUGCUGCACGUUGCAUCUUAGGGUUCCCUCGAAUGCAGAGCUGUAGAUCUCCUAGAUGAAAAAGGUAUAUAAGCCCCUUAAUUUGACGGCUUUUCUCUGCUUCGUGUAGGUACCAAACCACACUCGCCACAUAGUAAUAACCGUCCGACGAUUGGUCUCUGUCUGAUCUCCAGAAUGCGGGUUCUCCAGGUCGCGUCCAUACUUCUCGCCGCAUGCGGUGCUACCGGUUCUACCAUAAAGCGCCAAAGCGGAGGUGGCUUCGCCGAUGGCCAACCCAUCGACAGUGACGGCAGAGGUGCUCCGUUCUCAGGUGGCACUAACCAUGAGCUCGAUCUGCAAAACCCCGACAACCUCGGCCGGCAGACCACCGACAGUGGUGUCGUGCCAAAUCUCAAGUGGAGCUUCUCCGACUCCCGGACGAGAAUCUUGAGGGGCGGAUGGGUUCGGGAGCAGGUGAUCACGGAUCUCCCUUCUAGCCGGGAUAUCGCGUCGGCUCAACAGCACUUGACCAAAGGGUCUAUCCGGGAGCUUCAUUGGCAUCGAGUGGCUGAAUGGGGCUAUUUGUAUGCCGGGUCGAUCCGAGUGUCGGGGGUUGACCACAACGGACAAUUCCAAGCGACCGUUCUGCAGGAGGGGGAUGUGUGGUACUUCCCAGAGGGUGUAGGACACACAGUCCAAGGCCUCGACGACGAAAACGAGUUCCUCCUGAUAUUCGACGACGGUGACUUUGACGCCGUGGGCACGACGUUCAACUUGGACGAUUGGAUCACCCACACCCCGAAGGCCGUGCUGGCCAAGAACUUCGGACUGCCCGAGGCCGUCUUCAACACAGUUCCGUCCCCGAACCCGUACAUCACCAACGGGACUAUUGACCCGCGCAACGUGACCGGUGGGGGCGGCGAACUGACGGGCAAUGCCUCGUUCGCGUACUACGCGAAGGAUCAUCCGCUGGAACAGGUCCCGGGGGGCGGUGGCACGCUUCGCAUCGUCGACUCGAAAACUUUCCCUGCCGCGAAGACGAUAGCUGCCUCCAUCGUCACUCUCCACCCUGGGGCUCUGCGAGAGCUGCAUUGGCACCCGAACGCUGAGGAGUGGCUCUACUUCCACAAGGGCCAAGGCCGCGCGACGGUGUACAUAGGGAGCGCCGCGGCGCGCACGUUCAAUUUCCGAGCCGGAGACACGGGCGUAUUCCCGGACAACAGCGGACACUACAUCGAGAACACGUCGGAGACGGAAGACCUGGUCUGGGUCGAGAUAUACAAGAGCGAUCGGGUCGAGGACAUCUCGCUGACCCAGUGGCUCGCGCUCACGCCGGCGGGCAUCGUCGCCAGAACGCUGAAUAUUCCCGUCGAGGUGGUGGAGAACCUGAAGAAGGAGAAGCAGAUUCUCAUAGGGUAAGCGACACACGGCUGAGGUUUGGGGUCUUGGUGGCAGCGGUUGCAACUCGCGGCCCCGUACGCGGACUUGGCACGCCUAUCAAUACCCGUCGGGGACGGUAGCAAUGGGAAGCGCAGUAUUUUAGUCGUGGCUGUGUGACGCGUUCCAUUGGCCUAUUAUUUUUCCACUGCCAGUUCAUCGCUGCGACGUUCUCGCCGAG
This is a messenger RNA of Durotheca rogersii, 1630 nucleotides long. Its product is annotated as putative oxalate decarboxylase oxdC. Gene Ontology annotation, biological process: oxalate metabolic process. The coding region runs from base 208 to 1431 and encodes 407 amino acids. The transcript is spliced from 6 exons. The record is from RefSeq and is a predicted model, not a curated record. NCBI's taxonomy places the organism in Eukaryota, Fungi, Ascomycota, Sordariomycetes, Xylariales, Xylariaceae.